GUCUGGCGCACGACGAGCUUCAAGCAAUAUGGCGAAGUGUGUCAUGGGCUCGGUGAGACGUAGUGCCGUUUGAAAGAAUGAAAAGUUCGCGGUAUGGGUUGAGAAUAAUGUAGCGCUAUGAAGAUCGUGUGAAUAUCGUAUUUGUGUACAACAAAAGCAUCGAGUAGUUCCUUGUGAUCGGGAUAUACAGUGCGCGUUACCGGUGUGAAAUCAUGGCUACGGAUAAAAUAAAGGUUGCCGUUCGGGUUCGGCCGUUCAAUCGCAGAGAGCUGGAACUCGGUACACAAUGCGUCGUCGAGAUGUCCGGACAGCAAACCAUCUUGCAGCAUCCCACCACGAUGGACAAGAUCGAACGGAGCAAGCCGAAAACCUUCGCGUUCGAUCAUUGUUUCUAUUCCCUGGACCCGGCCGUGGAAAACUUCGCGAAUCAAGAUGUGGUGUUCGACGCCCUGGGUCGCGACAUUUUGGACAAUGCGUUCCAAGGUUACAACGCCUGCAUUUUCGCCUACGGUCAAACCGGGUCCGGGAAAUCGUACACGAUGAUGGGAAGCGGCGAGAACAAAGGUAUCAUACCACGGCUGUGCGACAACCUCUUCGACAUGAUCGCGAAGCAACAGAGCUCGGAGCUUACUUACAAAGUCGAGGUCUCCUAUAUGGAGAUCUACAACGAGAAGGUGCACGAUCUGCUCGAUCCAAAGCCGAACAAACAGUCGCUGAAAGUCAGGGAACACAAUGUCCUGGGCCCGUACGUGGAUGGACUUAGUCAGCUCGCCGUCACAUCCUUUCAGGACAUCGACAACCUGAUGGCGGAGGGGAACAAGUCGAGGACGGUAGCUGCGACGAACAUGAAUUCCGAGAGUUCACGGUCGCACGCUGUAUUCUCCGUCAUCCUGACGCAGACGUUGACGGACUCGAAGAGCGGCGUCAGCGGUGAAAAGGUCUCGCGGAUGAGCCUGGUGGACUUGGCAGGGAGCGAAAGGGCUGUGAAAACUGGAGCAGUGGGCGAUAGGCUUAAAGAAGGAAGCAACAUAAACAAAUCCCUAACGACGUUGGGUCUAGUCAUUUCGAAGCUGGCGGAUCAAAAUUCCGGAAAUAAUAAGAAUAAGGACAAGUUCGUGCCGUACAGGGACUCCGUUCUGACGUGGCUGUUGAAGGAUAACCUUGGCGGGAACAGUAAGACCGUAAUGGUAGCCACUAUAUCUCCUGCCGCGGAUAAUUACGAGGAAACGCUUUCAACCCUGCGAUACGCGGACAGAGCCAAGAGAAUCGUUAAUCACGCGGUGGUCAACGAGGAUCCAAAUGCAAGAAUCAUUCGGGAAUUAAGGCAGGAAGUGGAGGCGUUGAAAGAGAUGCUAUUACAUGCAACUGGACAAGGGUCGAUAGUGGGCCAGCAACGCACAGACAUAACGGAGAAGCUGUCGGAAUCGGAACGAUUAAUGAAGGAAAUGUCGCAAACGUGGGAGGAAAAACUGGUGAAAACCGAGAGGCUGCAACACGAAAGGCAACAGGCCUUAGAAAAAAUGGGAAUCAGUGUUCAAGCCUCUGGUAUCCAAGUGGAAAAGAACAAGUAUUAUCUCGUAAAUCUAAACGACGACCCUAGCUUGAACGAGCUGCUAGUUUAUUAUCUGAAGGAAAGGACUCUGGUUGGAGGACGUUCGGCAAAGACAGAGCAAGACAUUCAGCUGCACGGUCUUGGUAUUCUGCCUGAACACUGUGUCAUCACGAUAGAGGAAACUGGCCUCUAUAUGACGCCAUUAAACGGUGCUAGGUGUUUCGUGAACGGCACUCAGGUAGUAGAGAAAACGCCGUUGUUACACGGUGACAGGAUCGUCUGGGGAAAUCAUCAUUUCUUCCGGGUGAAUUGUCCCAGAAGUGCAACAGCGAUCAACAGUGAACCUCAGACGCCGGCACAGAAUAUUGAUUACACUUUUGCACGAGAAGAACUGAUGCUUAACGAGUUGUCGAACGACCCUAUUCAAAGAGCUAUCGCUAGACUCGAGAAGCAGCACGAAGAAGAUAAACAGGUCGCGUUAGAGAAACAGAGGCAAGAGUACGAGCGGCAGUUUCAGCAACUUCGCAACAUUUUGUCUCCAUCGACACCCUAUUCCCCUUACGUACCAUACGAUCCCCUGCGGGGCAGUCAAAGUAGUAAACUUCCUGCUUGCACGCCAACUACGCAAAUGCGAGUAGAGAAAUGGGCCCAGGAAAGAGACGAGAUGUUCAAAAGGAGUUUAGGUCAAUUGAAAGCGGACAUCUUAAAGGCGAACGCAUUGGUGCAGGAGGCAAACUUCUUGGCGGAAGAGAUGGGGAAGCAAACGAAGUUUAGCGUCACUUUACAGAUUCCGCCAAACAAUUUAAGUCCAAAUAGAAAGAGUGUAUUUUUUCAGCGGGGCGCCUUCGUCAGCGAGCCUGCGAUUCUAGUGAAAAGGACAAACAUGGGCAGCCAGGUGUGGUCCAUGGAAAAAUUAGAAAACAAAUUAGUCGAUAUGCGGGACAUGUACGAGGACAGAAAGGAUCCCAACAAUUGUCAACGAUUACCUGCCAUUAAGGAUGAAGUGCCCGGGAAGACCCAAGACCCAUUCUACGAGUCCCAGGAGAAUCACAAUCUCAUUGGAGUAGCGAAUAUUUUCUUAGAGGUUCUGUUUCACGACGUUCGAUUAGAUUAUCACACGCCAAUUAUCAGCCAACAAGGAGAAGUCGCUGGACGACUGCAGGUCGAGAUUAGUCGCAUAUCUGGUCACUUUCCUCAGGACCGUAUCUGCGAGGCAGCGUCAGAAUCGUCGAAUGACUCGACCUCGUCAGAACCUGAGGAUUAUUCCGGAUCGAGCUUCAUCACUUGUCGCGUGACCAUCAAACAAGCAACUGGUUUGCCUCUGUCACUGAGCCAUUUUGUAUUUUGUCAAUAUAUGUUUUGCGGACAUCCAGACCCCAUAGUGGUCCCAGCCAUCGACAAUUCCGAACAAUUAACUUCGAAUUGCCAGAUAGGGCAGAGAGACUCUCUGGUGUUCAAGUUUAAUCACACGAAAGAUUUUACCGUGCCCAUAACGGAGGAGUUUAUCGAACACUGUAGCGAAGGGGCCUUAAGCAUAGAAGUUUGGGGACACCGAAGUGCCGGAUUUUCGCGAAGUAAACCAGGUUGGGAAGUCGAGCAGCAACUUGCAAAAGCUAGAUCUCUGGCUGAUCGAUGGUCAGAGCUAACGCGGAAGAUCGAAUUGUGGGUCGAAAUCCAGGAACUAAAUGAGCAAGGGGAAUAUUCACCGGUGGAUGUGGUUGUGAAACAAGAUACAUGGACAGGAGGUAUUUAUCAGUUACGUCAAGGACAGCAACGACGAAUACAAGUUCGUGUGAAACCAGUACAAAAUUCAGGAACAUUGCCCAUAAUUUGUCAAUCGAUAUUAAAUAUAGCAGUUGGUAGCGUGUCUGUAAGGAAUCGUCUUCAGAUUCCAUUGGAUAGUUAUCAGGACGAAGACUUAAGUAUACUAAGGGAAAAGUGGAGCGAAGCUUUAAUGAGAAGGAGACAAUACUUGGAUCAACAGAUACAGAAACUCAUUAACAAACAAGAUAAAACUGAACAAGAUAUUGAACGAGAACAAAGCCUUGUGGAUCAGUGGGUCAGUCUCACAGAAGAAAGAAACGCAGUGUUAGUCCCUGCAGCAGGGUCAGGUAUUCCUGGUGCUCCUGCUGACUGGAACCCCCCUCCAGGAAUGGAACCGCACAUACCUGUUCUCUUCCUUGAUCUCAAUGCCGAUGAUCUUUCAACACAUCAGUCGGGAGAAGAAGUCUCCGUAACCGGGUUAAAUUCCAUCUUACCAAAGGAACAUGGCAAUAAAUUCUACAAUUUACCCAUAAUUCGUCGCAUAGAGAAAGAUGUGUGCGCUAUCGCUGCUUGGGAUUCCAGUAUACACGACAAUAUACAUCUGAACAAAGUCACAGAUGCAAACGAGCGGGUUUUUUUAAUUUUGAAAACAACGGUGCGCCUCUCACACCCAGCGCCGAUGGACCUUGUGCUGCGUAAACGAUUAGCCUUGAACAUCUACAAACGACAAAGUAUCACAGACAGAAUCUUCAAGAGAAUCGUUCGUACCGACUGCUUAACUCAAACUGGAGUCACUUACGAAGUCGUGUCUAAUAUACCAAAGGCUAGCGAAGAAUUGGAAGAUCGCGAGAGUUUGGCACAAAUAGCUGCCAGUGGCGAAGACAAUAGCUUAUGUGAUGGCGAGACUUACAUCGAAAAAUACACACGCGGUGUUUCUGCGGUGGAAAGUAUCUUAACUUUAGACCGAUUACGACAAAGCGUCGCGGUAAAAGAAUUACUGCAAGCACAAGGUCAACCACUUAUGCGCAAGACAGCAAGCGUACCCAACUUCUCGCAGGUACUACUGCCUCUCCGCCGUCUCGGACGCACUAUCAUGAGAUCCGACACCUCGAUGGACUCUUUGAACGUCACGCGUUCUGAAAGCGUGACUGAUCUCAACACAGAGUUGAACGGGCUGCUUCAUUCGCGACGUGCAUCUACGGGUCACACCAGAAACGAUGAGAACUUCGUUUCUGCGCCAGCUAAACCAUUCGGAAUCGGCUCCAUUCUGAACUCAGCGAGACCAACCUUCCUGAAUUUGAACCUGAAUCUCAACUCAUUGACACGUCUGCAACAAUCCACCUCUGCCAAGUCAUCUCCGAAUAUGGUCGGUGGCAAAUUGGGUCUACGAAUGACCACUCUGCACGAGGAAACAUCGAACACUGGCAACCAGUUGUCGACGCCCGUACACGACGAGGACGAAGAGAAGAGCGACGCUGAUUACUCGGAAUAUGACUCGUACCAGGCACCGGCGAAACCAGUAAAACCGCUAACUUCUUCACGCACACUGGAUUCUCUUGUCGAACUUCAAUCGACGAAGAUCAACACGCCAAGCAUGAGCAGCAGCGGCUACGGUUCACAAGCGGUGUCUACGACCAAUCUCACGUCCGAGGACUCCAUCUCCGUUAAAUCUAUCAGCGUGGACGAGACACCAGACCUGGAAUACAGAAAUCUGUUGGAUUAUAAGAAACCAGAGAGAAUGGACAGCUCACUGGUGGAGGAAACGCCGGAGGAAUAUAUGGGUGAAGUGACUAACGCGUUGGGCAACUUGAACGUGAUGGAGAACACUUGCGGCGAGGAGCAUACUAGAAAGAACUUAGACGAGACAGGUGCCUACAUGGACGCAGACAUCGACAGUCCGGUUUCUUCGACGAAAAGCGAUAGCGAUGCAAAUACCAAUGUGUCGCGUACAAGUUCUACUCAUUGCCAGAAGAAGGAUAUACCAAGCCAGGGUUUGAGCAACAGAAGGAAAAGCGACAUGGAGAUUAGUCAGGCAUCGAAUUCUGGAGAAGACAGCCCUCUGGAAGGUAGCUCGGUUGUACACACGAAGCUACCACCAGGAAAGGUCGUACGUCGAAGGAAAGCUUCUACUAGCACAGGAAGGCCUACGAGUUCUCAGCACAGGGCUUCAUUCCCCAUGGUCCGUCCACAAGUUUCAGAGAGCAAAGCAGCAGCAAGACUCGAACAAUCAAUGCAACCUAACAUUCCCUAUGAAAACGGUGACAACAGCUCCUCUGAACGAAUCGAUGACGACGUGAGCGACAAGAGUUCAGCUUUUGGAUCGAGACACGACUUAAGUAGAGUCGAAACUCCGCUCCCGGAUUGGGUUAUAGUUGGUGAAUCGGUGCUGGUUCGCCCAUACAGCUAUUCUGGUGUCAUAGCGUACGUUGGCCCAACAGAGUUUGCAUCCGGAACGUGGAUAGGAGUUGAACUCGAUGCCCCGACAGGUAAAAACGAUGGUGCUGUGAAUGGCCAUAGGUACUUCACGUGUCGACCGAAAUGCGGUAUCUUCGUUAAAGUGGACAAACUAAUUCAGGACAAACGUGGCCGAGCACUUAGAAACUAUGUCUCUGCCCCUCAACCUGCACCGAUGCGUCGAAGCGUCAGCAGAGGUGAGGGUUUACAUUCCUUGCACCGAAGUCGAAGCCGAGGGGAGGGCCUUUCAACGACUGGCACGCGAUCUUCUCCACGGGGCAAGUAAACGGAUCACAACGCCGCUUCACCAGUAACUUCGUUCUACUAAUAAGCCACUAAAUAUCCUAAUUGCUACAUGCCUAUGAUAUGUGUAGCAGCAGUGUUUCAGUCCCUUAGACAUUAGGGCAGUUAUGGAUUAAUUAAUACUUAUAAAUAUUACUUGAAAUAUUAGGUCAUUGUAAUGUGUAUCACACAAAGCAUGGGACGUUCUGUCAAAGAAACUUUUUUUCUGGUGUUCUUUUUUUUUUCUCAGAACAGAACAUGCUGUUCUGAAAGCAUAGUAUCUAUAACUACUUCGCAUCUUCGGUAGCAUAGCGAGAGCGAGAGAGAGAGCGAGUAUAGCGCGAAAGGGAGAGAGAGAAAGAGUGAGAGAGAAUGAGUAUUAAACAAAAAGCGCAAGAAACAUCGAUACGAAGAAAAGUUUCGUCUUUGCGUAUCGAAAGUCAGCGAACGAUGUUCAAUCGAAUAUAUAUAGUAUAUAUAUAUAUAUAUAAUUUGUAAGCAUUCCACAAAAAACUUUUAAUUUUAACGACUGGGAUGAUGAGCCAUUUACUUUUUAUAUAAGAGGAAGCAUCAUUAAGUUCGCGUAUUAAUUGUACAUUUUUUAACACUAAUUGAAGAAAAAAGGGAAAAACAGAGUCAGUUAUUUUGAUCGUAAUCGUCUACCAUUGGUGGUAAAUCAAGGCUCGUUUUAAACAAUAAUAUUCCAUAAUUUCUAAGCACCGAUUGCAUUUAAAAGAAAAGAAAAAGAAACAGAAUAAAUAUCGAUACGAAUAUUAAAUAUAUUACAAUAUGUACAAUAAUCAUAUGAAUUAAAAUAAAAAAAAAAAAGAAAUAACAAUUUGGCAAUUUUAUGGAAAUUGCCAGUGAAUAUAUAUAUAAAUAGACAGAAUAUGAAAGACACUCUCCAAAAUUGCCGGGCCGGUAAUUUGAAAUAAUGGAGAUGUAGCCAACAGAGGAAUAAAUCACACGGGACGGCCAAAAAACUAAAAUAAAUAUGAAGAUGAUAAUUCUUUUCAUGAGACACGAAUUUACCGCGUUGCGUAGAUUAUUUAAAGAUUUUAUAUGUAUACAAUUGUUUCAUAUAUAUUGUAUUUUUUUAGCGCAAUCUGUUAAGUUCCUUUUUAUUGUAACAUACAAUUAUUGUCCUCUGUCCAGCAUUACGUUGUUAACGCGAACAUGACACGCAAUUAAUUUAUACGGCGCAAAAGUGUAUGGAAGAAACUGUGCGUGUUGCAUGACGAUAUAAAUUGAAGAUGAAAAAAGAAAUUCACAUUGGCUAUCGUCUCUGUCGUAAGUGAUUGUCAGUGUUGGUCAUCGAUCGAUUAAAAUCUUUUACAAAUUAAAAAAACAAAGAAACAAAUUAUACACUAGUUAUUCUUGCGUAACAGCAACUAAUUUGUUGAUAAAACAAGCGAAAUUUUACAAAUUACAAGUUAUCUGUUUCUGUAUAAAGGUAUAUCAUAAAAUCAUAGAAAAACAAGUCUACAUAACGUAAGAUCUUUAUCUUACUAGCAAUAUCGUACACUAAUAUUAUUAAUUGCUAAAAUAUCAUACAAGAAGAACCACAGAACACGGAUAAUAAAAAAGUCAACGUUUCUUACAAAUGUUCAUAACAAAAGACGAUUGAGAAUACAAUAUUACAUUAUAGUGUUCGAAGAUUAAAUAGCAAUUUUAAUCGUUAAUUGUGAUUACACUUAGUUGAAUGAAAUUUUCAUCGUUAAUGGCAAUUAAUUGUAAUCAUUAAUUAUCAAUUACAUAGUAAUUGUUGCUCAAUGCUGGCAUUGAUUCACAACAAUCGAUUCGCUGGCUAAUGUGAAUCGUCUCUGAGUGCAACACGAUCACAUAGGGUCGCAAUACUAGAUUCGUAAGUUUUAGAUAGUAGAGAUCGAAUUAAAGAAAAUGAAAAAAACACACGAGCUUGCUUGAUCGUAUCUUGAAUUAGCGUCACGUGGAACUGCGUUGAUUCGACGUUAUUUCUUUCUUUCUCUAUUCUUUGUCGUGGCGAAUUGUCCACGAUUCGUUGCACCUGACUCUUCUUGAUUCUUGGCUGAAUUUUCACCGCGAAACGACUCUAAUAUACAUAUAUGUAUAUAUAUUUGAUACAUUUCAAACGUGAUUUUUGCUCAGUACGACGAUGACGAUACUGAUUUCUCGUUCGACAAUGAAUUAAAUAAAAAAAGAGCAAAGAAGAAGAAGAAAAAGAAGAAGAAGGAGAUAAGUAAAGCACUGUGAGAAGAUAUAACGGCGAUAGAUGGUCAAAGGUGUCGCGUAUAAGAGAAAAAUCAAACGACGGUAUCGCAUAUUUUUUUUAAUUUAUCAAAUAGAUCGUGCGGAGUACAAGAAAGAUGCGAAAAUAGAAAGAAAGGAGAGGGGGGGAAAAAAGGUUAAACGUGUAACGAAGAAAUGAACGUCGAAUGAAAGAAGCUAAUUAAUCAUCAUAAAGAUUAAGAUAUAAUCGUGAAGAAACGAAAGAAAAAGAAGAAAAAAGAAAGAAAGAAAAUUCGCCCAAAUUGUGAACAUCAACUUAAAAAAAGAAAAAAAAAAGAAAAAAAAGAAAAAAAUAACCAUAACAAGAACAACAACUUCUGUCCAAUUAGAACAAUACUAAACGCUAUCAAUAAUGAACAUAUAUUACUGUAUGUAAUACUUAUUGAAUAUAAAUAAUAAACUCUCGCCUGCGACGCGACGUUUCCUUGGUCAUACGGCGAUUAAAAGACGAGAGACUUCCGGUUGUUGCUUUCGUGUGCACGCGUGUUAUCAUAAACGAAUAGAAUAAACGAAGUAAAGAUGGUAAAGAUAAAAAUACGAACGCGUAUUUUACACGAAAGGGAAACGCCGCGGGCGAAGGUAUCUCUGUCCAUUUUUUGGUAAUUCAAGAAUAUUAAUGAUGAAAGAAAAUUAAGACUCACAAAUGUCACAGUGAUGCUACAUGCCUACCUGGCAUAUAGGAUUAAUAAAGUCUGUUUUAAGUUUCAGACACCGCGUUACACGUUUUAUGUUCUUUUUUUCUUUUUUCUUAGAUUCUUUUUCCCCGCUAUCGUUACGAUGAGAAAUUAUAUAUACAUACAUAGAAUCGAAACAUAGUAAAAUUUAAUUUCUAAUCAUUGUAAAAUGUUCGAUCGUCUGCUUAUAAAUAUUUUCUAAUAAUUAACUAAUUUUAUUGUAAUAGCUAAAAAUUGUACAUAUAUGAUUACUUUCGUUUUCUGUGUUUUUUUUCCUUUUUAUUAAUCUUGUCUAUUUAUUUCCAAUUAUAUCUCGCAGUGGAGCAUCUAGCAUCGACGGAGCUUACACAGCCUAUUCCAUCCCACGAUAAGACAAUGUCCAUUUUUAUCGUUAUUAAUUAUCUAAUAUGAUAAUCGUUCAACAACUAUACUUUGUACCCUAACGGAUCCUAGAAUAAUAUUUUCGACCAAUCGGUUUUACGAAUGUCUCUGGAAGACUUCCGAGUUUAACAUUAUCCCUUUCAUCUGAGAGCAAAGCUGCUGCAGCCACAGACAAACACACACAACACACGGUCUAAGUUCCAAACGAAAAUCAAUGAGAAAGAGACGAAUAAAAUGAUGAAAAGAAAGAGACGAAGGAAGGAAGACGUAGACGCGAACAAGUAAAAUAAAUAAACAACGUUGAAACAAAGGGUCGCACGGGUCCAUUUUUUUCAGAGUAUUAAAGAAAAGAAAAAAAAAAGUAACAAGACGUAAAAUAAAACGCCCUGUAAUCUAAUCGAUUCUCCUAACUAUAAAAAGGCUGUGAGACUAAUCUUUUGCUGUUUUACGCUGCUCCCUCGUUUUUCUACCCUCGCACUGCUGCCGAUUGCAUACGCGCGACUUGUGCACGGUACCAUUUUACGCAUCCAUCAGGCUAGCCGUUUUGGCUGGACUUCUCAGAAAGCGCAACGUUCGCUCUGACAUAAGCUCCAAUUAAAGAAAACAAAUCUUCUUCGUUAUUUGUGGAAAGUUUCGCGAGAGAAUGGUGAACGUGUCAUGCCGGAGGAUUUUAAAAAUGUAAACCAUUUUUGGGAAGUGUGGGUCGAGGAGGUAUUUGAGUACUUUUAAUUAAUAAGUUAAAUCUGUACUCUAAAUUAUAUGUCUGUUUUGUACUUUAAAUUGUGGAAUAGACUCGAGAAUAUUUUUGUUUAUGAAGAAUAUAAUCAUGAAGACUAUGUUGAUCAAAAUUGAAGUUAAUUUGAAGUAUGUGACGAAAUUGGAAUUUUUAACUUGCUGUAAAAUCAUAGCUUGGAACUUACGUAUUUCUAUAUCUUUUACAUUCUCUUUUAUUUGUUUAUCGUCUGUGAUUGAUGAAUAUUAACGAGUAAUAAAUUAGAGAAAAAAUUAAUGUUUACAAAUUCUGAUAAUAAUCUGAAUAACUCAACUCUCGUGCUUUGGCUUGUUAAAUACUUUGAUUACAAGUACUCCAAUACACGAUUUAUGAUUGGCUUAGAGUAAAAUUAUUCGCGUUUCCAAAUUUCAGAGAACUGACAAACAUCUGUCUACUAAAUAGUCGAAAUGCUAAAGGAUAGCAGUAAAAAAGAAAUUGGAAACUUUUGACUUCUUUUCUCCCAAGAAAGUUAGCAAGAAUUUAACAGCACGUCUACCAGGAACUUAUUUAAAAUGUCUUUACGGUGUAUUAAAUAUUGUGUAGUAACGUACAAAGUAUUUAUCAAUUAUAUUGCUUUCAUUGGGAGAACAUAAAACAUGCCUCUUUUUCAUCGGGCAACAGUUUAUCAAUUAAAAUUCAUUUAAUUCUUAAUGGUCCAUGUGCUAAAUUAUCGAAAUCAAGGAUGAAAAAUAAAUAAAAUAAAUAAUUUGAUACAGCGAAGGAAUAUACGAAAUUUGUUUUCAUGGGUGAUAACCGCCAAAAUAGUGUUUCAGAGCCCUCGUUUUUAAAAUUGGAAAAGAGAUAUGCCGACAAAUUACAAUAAAAAAUUCCCACUCUAUCAUUCAUUAAUAUAAUUCAAGUAAAAAGUAUUUUAUAUUUAAUCGAUAAAAAUAUAAUAAAACAUUCGAACAUGAUCUCUAAACUAAUAUAAGGAAAUCAAUUAUACUGCUACAUAAUAUUUAAUUGCACUUAAUCGUCCAGAAACUUUCCUACAGAGUCCUAAUUGCUAUACCCGCGGAGCCUGCAUUUUCCAGUGUCGUCAAUUAAACGCGAAGUGCGAGCAUGUUAAUAUUGAAUUCGGAACUCUUCUAAAAACGCUUGACGGUGAGAGACUGUUCGAACGAUCAUCGCUAAAUACAUUAAACGAAACAAAAGAAAAAAAAAAUAAUAAGAACUCACAUAUGUACAUGUAUAAUGUAAGCGAGUCGAGAUUGGUGUUAUAUUUUAAUAUAAUGUGUAAAAAAAAAAAGAGCAAAUAACAAAAGACAAAGGAGGUAUGUGCGCAAACGAAAAAAAGAUGCCAUCAGACACACACACCGGUAUUUAGACGUUUAUCGACACAGUAUUGUAAGAAAAUUGUAGCUACGAUGUGCACCAGCUUCACGAUAACUCCAGACACCCUCCACCCCCAUUUUUCCUCACCAUCAUCCCUUUGAUUGUUGUUAUUGUAUUAGCGAUACCGAGACCGACACUCUGUACAUUGCAAAUCGAAUCAAUCUGUACGUCGAACAUGGUGCGACCAAAUAGAAUUGUCGACCGUACAAUUUUCGUUCAUUGUACCUUCUCGAAUCCUCGAUCUUCGGAACCACGUGUGUAUCCUGUUCUAAUUUACUCCAUAGAGAACAAUUGUACGGUAAAUUGUCUCCUAUCGAGUAAAUUAUUGUUUCAAUGAGACAUUUGAAUCGAUAACUUUAUACGAAUUUAAUACUAGUAUACUUGGAUAUAUCUGUUGAUCGCGUUGAUGUAUUUGAAUACCGGUACUUAACGCAAUGAACUAGGCACAUUGAUGAUAUAUGAUAUUACCACCUCUGAAAUAUUAAAUAAUUGAUAUUUAAAAUUACUCAAAUAUUUGGUAUUCAAUGUUUUGUGGUACUCGGAUAUUGGUAUUUAAUAAUCCAAACACUCGAAUACCGGUAAUAUCGGUAACUUUUGGUAUUUGGAUAUCAUUAUCCUGUAUUCUAGUGGUGUUGAAUACCGGUACUUGGUAUUUUAAAUACGUGAAUACCAGUAUUCGGUAUUGGGUGUUCAAGUACAAGUAUUUCGAAUAUCAGAAAUUUGAAGUAAUUUAAUAUUGGUACUGUGUAUUCUGAGGUAUACUAGAAUAUGAAGAUUCUUGAAUACUUAAAUAUCAGCAUACCGAGUCAUUCGAAUAUUAAAUACUAGUUAUAUCACUGAGAUGUAUAAUCAGAAAUUGUAAACAUUUCAAUUAUAAAAAACAAAUUUAAUUACACAAUUACAAAGUAACUUUUAAUUGAACAAAUCAUAGCAUAAUUAGUAUCGUCCCAUUCAAAUUGAUCGCUAGCGAUCGAAAUAUUCACAUGAAAAGAAAGGAACAUGGAAUACAUGUACGUUUAUUCCGAUUGAUCGAGGAUUCACCCUGUAAUAACGUAGAACUCCUCUUCGGACGAGUAGGACGAGAAAAGUUAAUAAGAAAAAAAAACGAUUGAUACUAGAUUGUAAGGAUUUUGGGAAUUCUUUGUAGAUCCGUAGAUCGCUGUAUCACUCGCUCCGGUACUAGAUAACCGGAAAUAGGAAAGCCUAUUUUUGCAUUGCGUGAUUAAAGGCAGAAAACGCGUUUAGAGUCAGUUCCCAUUCAACUGAUAUCUAUUCGGACGAUGUCUUAUGUAAGGCUAUGGGACGAUGCAAGGACGAUUCGCGGGAUGUUCUGCCAUUUUGCCAUUACCAUGUUCGCGUGAUCGAAUUAUCUGAAUGUUUUCACUUUAAUCGCAGUGAUCCGCUGUAUCAUUCUUCUUUCUACUCUUCCACGAUUCAUUUAACCUUAGAUUCAUGAGCCGAGAACAAAAUGGGAACGUUUCUGUCAAUAUUCUAUGUACAGUUGUAGAAAUUUGUCUCUGUGUAAUAUAAAUGGAUUGAUAAAAUACAUGGAUUGAAUCAAAAUAUGCAAGUGAAUAUAAAUAAUAGUCUGUGUGUGAAUAAACUUACCACUGUCUAUAGAAUUUCAUUGUACAUUCUUUGAAUUAAUCUUGCAUUCGAUAUUUUCGUAAAAAGCAAGCGUAACAUCGAUACGAAUGCAUGCUUGCUUAUAUAAGGUUAGUAGAUUGAUAUAAAGUUGGUCGAUAGGUUGUGUUUUAACAAAUUUGUUCAAUAAUUAAAAGUUUCCAUUUCACCAGUUUUAUACUUGGAGAUUAAAAGAUAUUUAAAUGAGAAGGAUGUACUACACAUUAUGAACAAAGAAAAAUCAAAAAUUAAAAGAAGCACAAAGAUGAAAAAUCAAAGGAAUAAGGUACCUUGAAUAUGUUUUAAAUGAUAUUCUAAUAAAAAUAUUAAUAUUAAUUCACACAAUACAGUUUCCUGGAAGUGUAGAAAAGAGUACUCAACCAAAUUCGAUCAAUAAAAUAACCAGCUCUAUAAUAAAUUCUUCAGAAAUUUAAAUAAUAAUUAUUACCUAAUAAUGGUAGAAAUCAAAUGCAAAAUAGCAAAGAACAUCAAGCAAUCGAACUUAGAUCGCCUUGAUAUUGUAACGAUACAUUGCUUCGACUACGUUCGCGAGAACACACUAAUAUACGAUCAGUAAUUAAAACUUAACACGAAUCAUUAAACUUACAAAAACUUUCCAAAUCAAUUUUCACGAAAAAAUAAAGAACUUCAAAAGAAAACGACGCGACGCGACGCGAUAGUCCAUUACGAUUAAGCGGGACAGUCGAUAAAGAUCGACUCGAAUAACGAUUAUCGAAGUACAGCAUCGAUCGAUCAAGCGUCAAAAUUCUAACCUCAAUCAGUCAUAAUAGAAGAAUUACCAAUGAAGAGGACCAGUUAUGGAAAAAUAUGCGAAUAAUGUGAUCGACUUUCAAGGAAUUGAUAUAAGUGUUUGCGAACGCGGUCGAAGUAAAGAUCGAAGCCGGGAGUGUAAAAUAAAAAGUAAGAUAAAUCAGAGGCGCUUAGGCGACUUUUAUUUCGUGUUACGCAUACAUAUAGUGAACAAUUAACACGUCGUUAUGACGAAAAGAUUCAAAUUCCAUUACUUAGAUUAUAGUUAGCGAUCGAAUUAGCAUCGUACCUUUUUCGCGCGCACUGGUGCUACAGUGGCCGUUGUACGGAGAACACUUUCAGAAAGCAUCGUGUGAUCAUUUCUCACACUUGCUCACCCGUGGACAUGAACACAACACAACAUGACUGAGCACGAUUAAAGGAGCCGAGAAAAAGGAAACAAGAUCGCGUUACAUCGACGAACGUGCUUGUAUGGAAGUUAAGUUUAGUCGUGGCUCGAUGCAAACUCGCGUUAUUGCCAUCAAUAUUGCAGUCUGUUUAGCAUUAAUCUGACUUAAACCUCACACAAGAUAUAUCGACUAAAUUCUCGCCUCAUUUUUUCAGCACCUAUCUUCACGUGUUAGCCUACACGCUUAACCAUAAAUGGACCCAUUUUUAUUACUAUAGCCUUUAUUACGAAGCGAAGGUUUCCUUUCGAUUUCGCGACAAUCUCGAGCAGCACCUCUUAACCUUUAUUACUUACACAGCAAUCACAUACGUAUUACACACGCACACACACAUCCGAUCGCAGGCGUACGCACUAGUGGCACGACGUGCUUAGCGGUGAAGACAGAUAAGUAAACAAAGCAAAAAAAUAUAUGAUACAUUAACGAAAAAAAAAAAAUAAAUAAAAGUAUAGGUAGGUGAUAUAUUCCAUGUAAUUUCUUCGAAAAAAAGGAAAAAGAGCUAAUCAUUCUUUGUUUGAUUUAGUAGCGGACUCGUAGCGGAAUCGCGCGGUAUCCCUCAUUUAUUGCCAGAGACAGAGUAUCGUAUAUUACUUUUUUCGAUCUCGUAGAGCCAUGUGAAGGCUGAAGCGAAUAAAUAAGUUUAAUGGAGUCACACCGGAACUGUGUCGUAAACCGAGAGAUGACUUAUUGUGUAAUAGUAUUAUUUUAUAAGCAGUCAAUAAUAUUAAUAAUUAUCGGAAGUAAGCUACAAAAUACCGUAUCACCCCAAGGAAAUAACAAAAUAAAAAAUUUCAUGUAUUCUUUUCGUAAACUCGUCUCGUCUCGAGAGUACCUAUACCUCUAUUGUUAAAUAUUAUACAUACUGCGAUACUUGCAUAGAAGCUAAUACGAGUAUGAACUUAAACAAUAAGGUGUGUACAUUUUAAUUUUUAUGAAUAUAAUAAAAGUAUAAUUUAAUGUUC
Bombus terrestris (buff-tailed bumblebee) is the source of this 15284-nucleotide messenger RNA. RefSeq names its product kinesin-like protein KIF13B (gene Khc-73). Lineage: Eukaryota; Metazoa; Arthropoda; Insecta; Hymenoptera; Apidae. Gene Ontology annotation, molecular function: ATP hydrolysis activity; microtubule binding; ATP binding. Gene Ontology annotation, cellular component: kinesin complex; microtubule. The coding region runs from base 213 to 6056 and encodes 1947 amino acids. The transcript is spliced from 29 exons. The record is from RefSeq and is a predicted model, not a curated record. Gene Ontology annotation, biological process: microtubule-based movement; cytoskeleton-dependent intracellular transport.